AUGGAGCACCAUAUCGACCGCAGCAUCAUCCCCGGCACCGUAGCGUUAGUCGAUGUGGAGCACGUCGUGCGUACGCGCCAUUCCGGGGAAAAUACCGACAUCAUCCUGGUCCCAACGCCAUCGGACGAUGUUGAUGACCCGUUGAAUUGGUCUCGAAGGCGCAAGCUCCUGUCUACCGUGUUCAGAUACACUAUUUUCUGCGGCUUCACAUCGGCAGUGGUCUACUCCGUCCUUGUGCCCCUGUCCGAUGCCACCGGGCUGUCAGUCUCGACUCUCAACGAGGGAACGGGCUACAUAUUCCUGCUGGCCGGAUGGGGGCUCCUCUUUUGGCAGCCCUUUGCUCUGCAUUAUGGCAAGAGGCCGACCUAUCUAAUUUCAUGUCUAGGAACCAUAGCCAUGACUAUGUGGGGACCAUACUGCAAAUCCAACGGCCAAUGGAUUGCACGAUGCAUCCUUUCCGGGUUUUUCUCGGCCCCCAUUGAGGCGCUGCCUGAAAUUUCUGUCACCGAUGUGUAUUUUACCCACGAGCGAGGGACAUACAUGGCACUGUAUGCAUUCUGUCUCAUGGGCAGCAACUAUUUUGCACCGGUCAUGAGUGGCUUUAUCGCAGCCGGACAAGCCUGGGAAUGGGUUUUCUACUACCCCAGCAUCUUCUUGGGAGCCGUGUUUCUGUUUCUGUUCUUCUUCAUGGAAGAAACCAACUAUUCGCGACCCACCAUCGGCGUCGCUCCAAUCGAGCUCUCGCCGGGAAAAUGCGCUGACCCUUCGGACAAGGAGAAAGCGACAGCAGACUCCGACUCUGCGAAUAAGAAGGCCGCAGAGGCCAGGGCAGGAUCCCAAGCAGGUCGUGCAGAGUGUACUUCUCUCCGACAAGAACGCUCUUAUGUUAAAAAAUCCUACUGGCGGAAGCUGGCGCUUUUCAACGUCGACAGGAGACUGCCAAACACCAUGCAUCUCCGCGCAUGGCAGUCACUAUAUUUUCUGCAGUGGCCGGUUACUUUCUAUGCUGGGUUCUCAUACGGCUCCUAUUUGAUUUGGUUUACUGUUCUCAACGGCACUGCUUCAAUCAUCCUUGGGUCAAAUCCAUAUAACUUUAGUACUUCGAUGGUCGGAUUGAGUUAUGUAGCCUGCUGCCUCGGGGUCGUCGCCGCGACUAUAUUCACCGGUCUCUUCAGCGACUGGCUCACAGUCCGCCUGGCGCGCCGGAACGGCGGUAUCAUGGAGGCUGAGCACCGACUGUACCCUUUCCUGCUGUGUGUCUUCUUCGUUCCUGCGUCUCUCAUCCUCUGGGGAGUGGGCGCAUCGCAUCAUGUGCAUUGGUUCGGAUUGAUUUUCGCCAUGUGGCUGCUCUCCUUCUGCAGUGCCUGCGGUGUCACGCUGAGCGUCAACUACAUGGUCGACAGCUACCACAAAGUGAGCGGCCAGGCCAUCACUACCAUGAUUCUCAUCCGCAACACCAUGUCGUUUGCCAUAUCAUAUGGGAUUACUCCAUGGAUCGAUAAUCUAAAGUACGAAGACUGCUUUAUAUCCGCAGCCUUUAUCGGCAUGGCCUGCUCGGCAUUCUUCUUGGUCAUGGUCAAAUACGGCAAGACUCUGCGUCUUCGGUCACGCGAGAAGUAUUGGGAUAUUGUUGCUUCCAAUGCUGCGCACGGCAUACAUCAUUAG
Molecule: messenger RNA, 1665 nt
Organism: Talaromyces atroroseus
Lineage: Eukaryota; Fungi; Ascomycota; Eurotiomycetes; Eurotiales; Trichocomaceae
Exons: 9
Coding region: 1-1665 (554 amino acids)
Biological process (GO): transmembrane transport
Molecular function (GO): transmembrane transporter activity
Source: RefSeq, a predicted model, not a curated record